Molecule: messenger RNA, 1278 nt
Organism: Stegastes partitus (bicolor damselfish)
Lineage: Eukaryota; Metazoa; Chordata; Actinopteri; Pomacentridae
Product: H-2 class II histocompatibility antigen, E-B beta chain-like
Exons: 5
Coding region: 126-848 (240 amino acids)
Biological process (GO): antigen processing and presentation; immune response
Cellular component (GO): MHC class II protein complex; membrane
Source: RefSeq, a predicted model, not a curated record
AUAGGCAGCACAAGAAUCAGAGUGAACAGGGUCAGUGACGCAAGCUGAAAGGAAGAACUCGUGUGCAAACUGCACAUCAGUCGGCUGAGAAUUCCUCAACAGCCUUAUCCCACUUUGUUUUCAACAUGAAACGCUUCAAGUACCUGCUGUUACUGUGGCUUUUGUCUCCAUCCAUGAUGGAUUGUUCUGCUGAUGAAGAUGGCUACUUCAUGUAUACUGACCAUAGGUGUUCCAUGCACUCCAGAGAUAAAGAGCAAGUGGAGUAUCUGGUCGACUGGUAUUUUAACAAGGAGUUUACAAUGCAGUACAACAGCACAGUGGGGAAGUGGACGGGCUUUACCCCAGCUGGAGUCAUCACAGCUUUGGAGCAGAAUGUCAAGCAAGACUUUCUACAGAGGAUAGUGGAGCGAGAUCUGAUAUGUGUCAACAAUGUUGAGUUGAUAUACAACAUAACUGAAGAAUACAUGGGUAAAUAUUUGCUGGAGUAUCCAGGCUUCUGCUGCUGGGAUCGUCAGGCCGGCUUUGAGCAGAAGAUGGCACCCGGUGAAGCACCAGGCUUUUACACCAGAGCUGCCAAUCAGGGAACGCCAACAAACGGAGACUGGACCUAUCAGUUUCACUCUUACCUGGAGCACACACCUGGUGGGAAGGACAAGGUCAGCUGCACGGUGGACCACGCCAGCCUCAAGGAGCCCAAGAUUUGUUCCUGGGACUCAUCCGUGGAUCAGUCGACAAGGAGCUUUGUAGCUGGUGGAGUCUGUGCUUUGAUUUUGGGAGCCAUAUUUGUUUCUUUGGGUCUGACUCGGUACUGGAGGAAAAGCCGUCCAAACGUUUCUAAUGUCCUCUAAAGUCAGUCAGUGAUGCAAACAUUUUCAUCUUCAAAAGCUUAAUUGUAUAUUUGUGUGUGUAUUUAAUAUCUGUUGAAGGUUAGUGUUCUCCAGUCCAACACUGAUGUUAUGUAGAACUUAAAAUCUGAUUUUGAUGAUCAGCCGUUGCCAUAAACAAGCCUGAGGAGUCACUUAUAUACAUUAACCUGCUUUGAACUGUAGAAAGUGUAUCGUCAGCAAUUUUAAGUUAAUAUUACUCCAUUUGUUUUAUGCAAUCAUUUUAUAAAAAAUGAGUACGUUAUCAUUUUGAGGUGAAAUAAAUGAAAGUUUUUUAAUUACAGGGACAUUUGUACAUCUGUGUUGAAUUUUUAAAAAGAUUUAGGGGCUUUAACAGUUACCAUUGAGUUCACUUUAGAAACUUGUGACAAAGUUAACUAUCAUGACUCUAUAU